Messenger RNA from Phlebotomus papatasi, 942 nucleotides. Its product is annotated as FGFR1 oncogene partner 2 homolog. Lineage: Eukaryota; Metazoa; Arthropoda; Insecta; Diptera; Psychodidae. The record is from RefSeq and is a predicted model, not a curated record. The transcript has 2 exons. Bases 70 to 816 code for a protein of 248 amino acids.
AACAAAAAAAAGGUGUGGAUAAAAAAAAAGGUAAACAGAGUGUUCUUAUCGAGCAAAAAUCCUCCCAAAAUGUCCAUAACCCUGGAACAGAUAAUCCAGGAUGCGAAGCAUGCAGCCAAUCGUUUAAGUGAACAGAGCAAAUUCGCAUCAAGUCUGUAUUUCAAGUGUUUAGUGGUCAAUGAGAAACUGGAAACUAUGAGAAUGCUCCAGGAUGACACAGAGGCACUGAACAGAGUAGCCAGAGGAGGACACACCAACGCUGAACUCGUAAUGGUUAUCAAUCAGGAGAUUCGAGAAAAUCCUCACAUGAGAGAGAUUCAGCAGGAAAACAGGGAACUCAAAGCAUGCCUGGAAGACUAUCAGAGGACAAUGGAGCAAAUAAUGACUAAGUAUCGUGAGCAUACUCAGCGGAAGGUACUGAGCAAUAAACUAGACUUGCCGGACGUGAAUUUCCUGCAGCAGAAGGAUGAGAUCAUCAAGCAGCAGAAUGAGAAGAUCCUGGAGAUGGCUGCUGUGAUGCAGAGAGCAGCUUCAAUGGAUGAGGAUCAAAUUCACAGGGAGACAGAAGGACUCAUUCGACUCGUGAGGGAAAAUGAGGGACUCAGAGAACUCCUGCAAAUCUCCAGACAAUUUGGUUCCAUCAAUUACGGCUCUGACGGCUAUAAAGUCGAGAAGUCUAUUCAGACCAGUGACCUAUCAGAUGAUGAUGAGACGCAAGACAGGACAAUUGAGGAGAAAAAGGACGCAGAUAGUGAGAAAGCCCUAGAAAAUCUUGCCAAUCCGGAACAUCCUGAAGCCAAAGAAUCUCAAAAGUAAAUCCAAUAUUCCCUCCACACCCAUCCAGCCGCUAUUUAUUUAAAGUAAAAUCUUCUGUACGGACAUUUCUUACAGUAUCCUCGAGUAUUUACUCUCAAAUUGUAAAAUAAAGUAUUCAAAAUCAUG